Messenger RNA from Symbiodinium sp. CCMP2456, 7575 nucleotides. NCBI's taxonomy places the organism in Eukaryota, Dinophyceae, Suessiales, Symbiodiniaceae. The record is from the annotation of a GenBank genome assembly.
GAUAUCUACAUGCGAGUGCAGCUGCAACAGACCAAGGAGCAGCCAAGCAGGUUCCACUAUGCCAAUGGGAUCGGGCUUACAAGCAGGUUCUACUAUGCCACCGGGAUCGGGCUUACAGGACCGUCUCAAGGACAGCCCAGCUUGACUUUGCCGGGGGUGACGAGUGCCCAGGGCUCAUCUACGGCGCCGCCAGGCGGAGCGGGAACAACAACUGGAGCUGGAGAUCCCUUGGAUCGCCUACUACAGGGCUUGGAGAAGGUGAUCAAGGGAACGAAGCCUGAGGAGAUUUCCAAGUCUGUGGUGGAUGCACCAAAGUUGCCAGAAGUUACGGAAACAAGCGCUGUGGACUUUGGUGAUUGGCUGCACUGUGUGGAGAAUGUCAUGGGUGACCUCAGCGCGAACAGUGCGGAAUGGUGGAAGGGCGUGGUAGAAGAUGCAAUGGACUACUACAAGAAGUACCAAGAGGCGGACCAGUUUGGGCGUCUGGCCCUGAAGCCGGAGCCCAGCGUCGAUACAGUGGACUCAAAAUGGUCGCGUGUUGACAGGAGAGGGGCCAGCAUUUUGCUGGCCUCAACGCCAGAAGAGAUCCGCCGUGAUCUUGUGGCAGCAAGAGCAAGGACCACUCUGGAGAUCCUCGCAAGGCUCAUGAUCGUCUACAGGUUCUACCAGAGGGCCAAGGACCUAGGUUUGGCGACACCAGACCCCAGUAUCUUGUUGAGGUCCCUGGAAGGCAUGGUGAAGCGCCCUGUCAGCGAGCACAACGACAUCGCUUUCCGCAUGAACCUAAUCAGGUACCAUCUCAGGGUGGACUUUGCUCCCAGUGAAACGAAUGUUCUAGCUAUCCACCGUGCCUACCUGGCGGAGUUUGAGCAGCUUGGCCACAAAAGGGGCAACAAGGUCAAGGACGAGUCGAGUGGACAAACGCAGGCUAGAAUCAGGGCCGUGGAAGCACCUCCGGGAUCUAUACCCAUGCCGAGCUCUACGCCAAAGAACGGCGCUAACAAGCCGUGCAGGUUCUUCUCAUCGGACGAAGGCUGCCGGAGAGGAAAAGCCUGCAAGUUUGAGCACCCCAAGCUGAGUAAGUCUGAGGCCAAGGACCGUUGUUUCGAAUGUGGAGGGCGCGGACACAUGUCUUCGGCGUGCCCUACAAAGCAAGAACGACCGCAGCAGCGAGCUCUGUCGAUGAACGAUUCGCCUCAGUCAUCUACGGGGGGAACCGGCAAUAAGAAGGGCAAUGCUCCGAGAGGUCAAGUCCCGAGAGGGAACGACGUUGUCCAAAGUAGUCCGGGUGCGGAACAGUCCUCUUCUGCGACUACGGCAACAGAUGGACAGGCUACAACCGAGGCACCAGUUCAGGGGGUCCCGGUCGAGCAGCUCAUUGAGGACGCUCAGAAGCUGAUGAAGGCCUUCAUGGAGCAGAAGAGCGGCCCCACCGUGCGAGUGUUCAGGGUGGACGAGCCUCAACGAAGCGCUGAUGGUUCAUCCCCUGCGUUGAAGGAGUUGCUCAGGCAAGAGGAGAACUUCGGCAGAUUGUGCCGGAUGCGGCUUCUUGAUUCAGGCGCUACGCAUCCGUUGAGAGCAAAGACAGCGGGUGAUAUACCAGCAGGGCUUGGCAGCGUGAGUGUGACAUUAGCAGGUGAGACCAGGGUGAAGAUGGACCAGAACCGGGCCGGCACUAUCUUGGGAGAUGAGGGUACACAACCCAUUGUCCCAUUGGGGACACUGGUGAAGGCGCUGGGUUAUGAGUUCGCAUGGGACAAAAGAGGUUGUCGUCUGAGGCACCCAACCAAGAAGGAGGUCAAGGUCUACACAAAGUCUACGUGCCCUGAGGUUUCGCAGUGUGAUGCACUUCGGCUUAUUGCAGGGCUCGAAGAAGCGAAGCUGACUGAGACGAUGGAGUCGUUGGCUAAGCUCAAGGCGUCCAUCUGCGCUUCCAAGACCUACAAGGAGCGGGACUGGACCGACAAUGUGAGGGACUACAUGCUCACAGGAACCCUUGAAGAUGGUUUGAGAGCUGUUAUGGGAGCACCGUUCAUGAACCAUGUACCUAUGGAGGAUCAGCUCAAGGUCGCUGUGGACAUCCCUACCACGGAGCAGGACGCUUGGAAGUGGAUGAAGAGUUUUCCCCUCAACCGCUCAAGGCACCGACAGCUGUGGCAGGCGCAACAAUGGACAGUACACUUGUUUUCGGGCAAUGGGGUCAAAAACGACCCUCUUCGUGAUCUGCCGGGCUUGCUGGAGAUUGACAGCAGGAAGGGGUGGGAUCUAAAGAAUGAGAAGAUCUAUGGUGUUCUUCUUUGGGCAGCCAAGGAGGGACGGAUCAAGCACGUCUUUGGUGGCCCUCCUGGAGCGACCUACUCACCUCUACGCUUCAGGCAGAAUGGAGAGCAGGGGCCCAGGGCAGUGAGGUCAAUGCAUGAACCAUGGGGACUCAAGGAGGGACUCGGGGUGGAAGAUGAAGCCCGGGUUAGAAAUGAGAACCAGGUGUUGUUCAAGAUGAUUUGGCUCUGGCUAUGCGCGGAGGCGGCGGUCGAGAACCAAGAGUCUGGAGGACCCCAUGUGGGUUUCUGCCUAGAGUUUCCAGAGGACCCCAAGCUUUACAUGCCAGAGGGACCCCAUCGCGAUGCUUGUGUGUCUGUAUGGAGCACGGAGUUUAUGAGGCGGUUCGUUGAGGAGACGGGCAUGGUCAAGUUCCACUUUGAGCAAGGAGCCCUCGGACAUGUCAUGAGGAGGCCUACGUGCUGUUUGAGCAACCUGGGACUGGGUAUCAAUGGCCUAAAGGAUUCCAGGUGUUGGACCUCAAAGGAGGAUGGCCAAGAUGUGGACCAGACGAUUUGGCCCCAUGGCUUUCGAAUCACCUUGGCGGACGCUAUCCACGAGUGGAACAAUGCCCUGAACCGAGCGGUGGUGAAAAAGGCGAUGUCAAAGACUGAAAUGGCAGAGUGGAAGGCCCACGUGGAACGUGGACAUUGGCCUUACAGACGUGACUGCUCGGUGUGCCUGGCAGCCUCAGGUACCGGGCGCCCAGCCAGGCGGGUUGUCCACAGGGAUGCCUAUGCUAUGAGUCUGGACAUUGCUGGGCCAUUCGCGGAUCGUGGCAGAGAUGAAGUGAGGGGGAGGAGAUACAAGUUUGUUUUAGCGGCAACGUACCUCUACCCCAAAGUCAGAGAUGUUCCGGAGGAUGAGCCUUUGGAUGAGGAGGAGGGCCUGGACGGGUUUCUAGCCGAUGAAGAGGAUUCCGAGGUGGAAGAACUGGACCCGGUUGAUGAGGGGGAAAUGGACGCCCAGGAAGAAGAGUGGAAAAAGAAGGUUGAAGGGCUUAAGCAGCCUAUGGAGAUGCAGAUGCUGCGUUUCUGUGUACCUCUGGAGCGUCACACCGGCAAGGAGAUUCUGGAAUGCAUUCAGGACUUGUAUGUGAAGAUAAGGGCGAUGGGGCUACCUUUGACUCGCAUUCACAGUGAUCGGGCAAGGGAGUUCAGAGUCAAGCCGGUGAAGAAGUGGUGUCGGGAGAGGGACAUCUACCAGACGUUCACAGAAGGUUUGACGCCUACCCAAAAUGCUGUGGCGGAGGGUCAUGUGAAGUGGCUCAAGGCUCAAGCUCGAGUACGACUUCAAGCAACAGAGAUGGACAAGGAGCUCUGGCCCUGCGCGAUGAAGCAUGCUUGCCAGGUGCACAACGCCAGGCAACUUGGAUCAAAGAUCCCAGACCUCAAGUUUGGAUCGGUCGUGUGGGUGAAGUCAAAGAAGGACCGUGGACCUUUUGACCCCCGAUGGGAGCGUGGAGUCUACAUGGGCCCAGCAGAUGAUGUAAGAGAAGGACAUGUUGUUCGUCUGGAUGAUGGCUUGUGGCUUCGGACAUUGCAUAUGCGUACGGUGAGAGAUGAUGAGAUCGAUGAGGAGGAUGAAGCCGAGCACGUGGUGGACCUCAUUGAACCUACUCGCCGUGUGAGAUCCAAGACCAAGCUAAGUGACCCGGAGAUCCAUGCGAUGAAGGUCGGCGAACGAAGGGUGUUGGUCGACAAGUUGUUGGCGUCACCUAUGUGGGAGUCCAAGGAAGCUAAGGUUGAAAGGCCACAAAUGAAGGAGGGCGACGUGUGGGACGGAGCGGCCUACUUGAACUUGGGAGCUUACCAGCAUGGUGGGAUUACAAGCAUCACGGCUGCCACGGAAAGGUUUGCGCAAGAGACGGAGUUGGCGGCUAAGUUGCUUGCGCUGGACCACCCUGACAAGGUCUUCACGUCGAUCGCCUUGGUAAAGAAUGCCUUGAUGCCGGUACACAAGGACUCCUUCAACCUCAAGUCCACGGUGAACCUUAUCUCCCCACUAAAGACCGCAAAGGGAAGCUACGUCUGGCAAGAAAUGAGGCCGGGCGACGAGUUCUAUGGCAACUAUGCUUCAAUGUGGGUUAAUGGGAAGGAAGUCCCGGGCCAGAAGUUUAGCAUCGAGAAGCCGGUUACUGUAAGACCUGAUCGUCUACAUGCUCCAAUGAAAGGGGACGAGGGAGAUCGGGUCGUCGCAAUCGGCUACACAGUGAGCAAAUGGGAAAAGCUUAUGGACCAUCAGUGUGAGGAUCUGAAGGGGCAGACCACCUACUCCACCGAUCCCAAGUUCGGAAGCGCCCACGACAGCCCCGCCUACGGGUACUAUGACUAUGUCAGGCCGAGUACAGAAGAGAACAUGGAUGUUAGCUCAGCGACUCCAGCACCGCAGAGCCUUCAAACGUCCUCGUCAGACUCAGGACCGAGGGCAAGAGAGUACCUGCCGGAGAUGAGUGGAGAGCGCUUGGACAGCAUGGUUGUUCCAGGUGGACGAGUUGAGCUGCGUCUGAGGUGGGCAAUCAAGUACUGCCCGGACAAUCAGUAUGCGGAGGAGGUCGUGAUGACUUCUACGCCAUUGCUGCCUUUGGGAUAUGAGGAGGAGCAGCGAAUGAGGAGUCGAGUCACGUGGCUAUCGGAGUUUGUGGAAGAGGAGCGACAAAUCAGAGCUCGCCAAGCGGAGCGUGGUGAGUAUGCCACGCAGAGAGAAAGAGUGCUCUUCUACAAGCUCGAUGAAGCGAUCGACUACAUGAACGAGUUGCUAUCUCGGAGCCAUCAAGUCCGAGAAGAAGGGAACGUGAACCUUAUGGCUCUCAGUGCCACGGUGGAGCCCAGCCUCGAGAUUGAGAGUAUGCUUCAAGGGCUAACACAGCCCUUGGAAACCGUGCAUGGUGUGGAGCUCGCUGAGGUGAAGCGGAAUCUUGGUGAGUGGAAGGAAAGCAUCCACAAGGAGGUGUCUACGCUCUUGGACUCCGGUACGCUUCGAACUAUUCCUUUGGCGGAGGCCAGACGAAAGGUGCAGGCGGAGGAGAUUGUUCUUGUUCCGGCCAAAACGGUACAUACAGUCAAGCCACCAAACAGUGGUUCGGAAGGGAUGUUCAAAAGAAAGAGCAGACUGGUCAUAUGCGGCAACUAUGUGAACAGCGAUGUGGAGGUCUAUACGGCAGCGGCCAAUGCGGAGUCGAUUCGGGUUUCCCUGUCGUAUGCAGCCAAACAGAAGUGGCACGGAGCCAUCACGGACGUCAACGCAGCGUUCACGCUUACGCCCAUGGAGGAGUCUAAGGUCAAGUACGCGAUCACCGUGCCGAAGGUGGUAGUUGAUGCAGGCUGUGUCCCUCCGGAUAAGGCGUUCAUGGUGGAUCGAGUCCUUUAUGGACUCAGAGAAGCCCCAAGACUGUGGGGAAGCUUCAGAGACCGCAGAGUGGCCAAAGCACGUCUGCAGAUGGGUGGAAAGGACUAUAUGUUCUUACAAAUGGAAACAGACCCAGCAGUGUGGCGCUUGGUGGCUUGUGAUGAGAUUACAACCACGAAGGCCCUCAUGGUGAUCUAUGUGGACGACGUGAUGAUGUUGGGGCCUAAAUGCCUUAUUGAGGGCAUUUACAAGUGGAUCACUGAGGAUGAUGACAGUGGGAAGGGUUGGAAGUGCUCAACAAUGGAGUGGCUGGGACGCGAUCCUGUGAGGUAUCUGGGAAUGGACGUCAGAAGAAAGGAGACUGAGGACAUCACCAGUUUUCAUAUCUCUCAGGGGAGCUACGUGCAGGAGUUGCUCAAGAGCUACCCGGAGGAGGCAGCACGACCUUCCCAAGUCCCGGCGUCUAGGGAAGUGAUGCCAACCGAGGAUGAGGAGGAGCGUGUUCUCGCUCCUUGUGAUGAGAACCUGGUAAAGCAAGCUCAGAAGAUGGCAGGAGAGCUUUUGUGGCUGGUCACCAGGACCCGUCCAGAUAUUGGGUUCUCGACAGCUCAUGUCUGUGCGGCGGCUACCAAAAACCCUCAGGCGGCGAUCAAGCUGGCGAAGAUGACACUAAGGUACCUUGCAGCUACGCCUGGAAUGGGACUUCAGUACAAUGGCCAAGGGGUUCCUGUGGAAGCGUAUUCGGACGCAAGCUUUGCACCUCAAGGAGAUCGAAGCUUCGGGUGUGUCACUACGGCGACCUUCGGAGGUUUUGCGGCGUGGAGGAUGACCAAGCAACCUACAGUGGUUUUGUCAGCAGCGGAAGCAGAACUGGUGGAGCUGCUGAAUGCCAGCCAACAAGCAGCAGGAAUCCAGGCUUGGGUUAACGAGGUGUCAACAGAAGAUCAAGACUACCCCGUGGCUCUUCGAGUGGACAAUACAGCUGCAUGUGGACUGGCAACUACAUCACCAGGUUCGUGGAAGACAAGACACUUGAAGGUAAAAGCUAGUCACUUGAGGAUGGAAACUCAGCAAGGACGUGUCAAAGUGAUUCACACACCGGGAGAUGUGCAGGCAGCAGACAUGGGCACAAAGCCGCUGCCCGCCGCACGGCUAGGGGAUCUACGACGGCUUUGGGGAAUGUGCACGGCCGAGGAGUUCGAUCAGGCAGACCAGAAGGUGAUCAUAGCCAGCUUGAAGGGCCCCGACUACUAUGACUUGAUGCGGAUGUUCGUUUGGGUGAUGCUACUCUCGAAAGUGCCGGAGCUACACAUCAAGAAGCCCAUCGAUUACGACGGGAGCAUCGAGUUCUACACGCUACUGGUGGUAGCAGGAAUUGCGCUCGUAGGCGUGUGGGAGUUGUUGAAAUGGGUGGCCCACAAAUGCUUUGGGGAAGACGACGCGGCUACAAGCAAGGCUAGAAGACUGUUGAAGAUACGGAAUCAAGCAUCCAAGGCCUUGCAGGAGGAGCUGGCAUCGAUGACGAGCUCGAGCUCUUCGGAUCCUAUUCUUCCCGAAGCAGAUAAGAAGGCUGCGGUAUCCACUCCAAGGUUGGCCGCAGCUACUACGGUUGAGCAUCCUAUGUCCACCUCUAUGACUUCAAGUGCACCAAUGAGAACCAAUAUGAGAAUGGAUGAUGAUCCGGAUCUACGUGAGGCCUUGACUUCAGCGAGGAAGGGUGAUUUCCGGCGUUUGAGGACGGCCUUCGUAAUGUCAGAGCAUGGAGACAAGCUACACCUACAAGAGGGAUGUCACGGCCUACGUCAUGCUAACAAGAGCAGACUCAAGAAGUUGCAGAUGUGCUACUACUGCGACUCCAACUUCCCGCUUUCCUACCGAAUGAUCGGAGGCCAGAUCCCUGAGGGCUAG